Trichomonas vaginalis G3 is the source of this 561-nucleotide messenger RNA. RefSeq names its product KilA, N-terminal/APSES-type HTH, DNA-binding family. NCBI's taxonomy places the organism in Eukaryota, Parabasalia, Trichomonadida, Trichomonadidae. The record is from RefSeq and is a predicted model, not a curated record. The transcript has a single exon. The annotation marks the transcript as partial.
UCGCCAAAACUCUAUGAAAAUCGUGAAAAAUUGCCAAAUGGUUUGAGAGGAUAUUAUGUUCAUAGACUUCUCGUAAAUAAUGUGGCACAAUGGGCUUCAGCUCGCUAUUCAUGGUAUGUUUGUAAACUUCUUGACGAACUUCACAGACAAGAACGUGAAGAGCUAGAGAACAAGCUUGAAGCAAAAGACAAAAACAUACAGAAAAGAAUACCACGUUCGGUACCAAAAGGAAAGGAAAAGAACUAUAAGUAUAUGAUUUAUACUGAAGAGAUGGAAAAUGAAGAAGACAGAGAUAUGGUUAUGUUGCAUUUAGUCAGAAGAAACAACAAAAGCUUUUACGACCUUGCUAAGAUUUACAAAUCUGACAGAAAUUGGUUCUAUCGCGAAAACUUACCGAUUUCAAUGACACCGAAUGAAGAUGUGAAACAAAUAGUUCAAGAUACGUUACCUCAAACACACUAUGAUAUGAAAGGUUGUACAAUACUUACAUUCAAAGAAGAUUUACCGCUACUGAAGGAAAAAAUAACAGAGUAUUUUGACAACUUCAAACAAGUAGAGUAG